AUGGCCCAAUCGCGCAAGAACUUCGCUUACAAAUCUAGAUGGAUUAUUGGACUUGGAUCCUCACCGAUCUUCAAAUGCAGCCAUUUGCUAGUUUCCCACGAAACCCAAAUUAAGGAUCUCCUAGAAAACAUAUUAAACCUUAAAUUCUCCAAUUCAUCUUGGCUCCAGGCCACCCUUCCAUGCAAGUCUGGUGGUAUUGGUAUUCGAUCCCCCUUACAACUUUCCCUUUCAGCCUUUAUCUCAUCUCGUCUUGCUGCUCAAUCUAUUAUCGACAAUGGAUCUACUCCUUCAGAUACUGACCUCUCACAGGCCCUCACCUUGGCCAGGCUUGGGAAAAUUUUUAUAGGUUGGGCUGGUCAACCUAGUUAUUCUUCCAUUGAAAGGAAGAAAAACAUACUCUUUGUUGUCGUAGAUGAUUUAGGUUGGAAUGAUGUAGGAUGGAAUAAUCCGGAUAUGCCAACUCCCACUUUAAACUUGUUAGCGAACAAUGGUAUAAUAUUAAAUCAGUCAUACGCCUUGCCUCUAUGCACACCGUCAAGGGCGGCGUUCAUGACAGGAUAUUAUCCUUAUAAAUUGGGAUUACAAUCAAAUGUUAUAGAACCACUUCAACCCAACGCAAUCAGUCUAAAACGAACACUACUUCCAUCGAGGUUAAAGCGAUUGGGAUAUUCGACUUACAUGGUUGGAAAAUGGCAUUUGGGGUACUGCAAUAAAAAGUUUGUCCCGAAUUCUAGAGGGUUCGAUUCAUUUUUUGGGUAUUACACAGGAGGCCAAGACCAUUUUCGCCAUAAUGCGAAUGGUGUACUGGAUAAUGGUACUAGAUUUAGCGGAUACGAUUUUCACGAAAAUUACAAACCUUACCGUGAGGCCAUCGGAGAACUUUACACAAAAAAAACGAUAGAAAUAAUAGAGAAUCAUGAUAGCCUAAAACCCUUUUUCUUAUAUCUAGCGUUCCAAAAUGUUCAUUGUCCUUUACAGGCGUUCUUGAGAUCUAUUAUCUUUUCCCACCUUCAAAUCCCUUAUCGCAUCAACAAACAGGGUAUGUUAGUAUACGUUGAUUUGUCCAUGAAGGAAAUCGUGAAGGCAUUAAAAAGGAAUAAUCUUUAUCGGGAUACAUUAAUAGUCUUUACAUCAGAUAAUGGUGGUCAAGUGCUGCAAGGUGCUAGUAACUAUCCGCUAAGAGGUAACAAAGGUACAAUAUGGGAAGGCGGAAUACGAGUCGCGGGAUUUAUCCACGCCAAAUUUCUUAAACUGAAAGAGGGAUAUGUUAGCAAUAAAUUAAUUCAUGCUGUUGAUUGGUACCCAACUUUUGUAGAAUUAGCCGGGGGUAGCAGAGAAAGUCCUCACUCCUAUUGGAAUUGGGGAGAAUCUUCUAAAGGAGAUGGCAUAAGUCAAUGGAACAGUAUAAUUGAUAAAAAUGCCCCGGCACCUAGAAAUCAUUUUUUGAUCAAUUUGAUGUUACAAAAUAGAUAUUUUGCUGGUAUAAGGUAUAAAGAUUUUAAACUCUUAUUGGGUAAUCCUGGAGAUAUGGAUGGUUGGUAUGAUCGACCCAAUACAUCCAAUAAAACAAGAGAAAGAAAGAAUUCGCGAAAUAAAUCUGGAGGACGGAUUGCAUUUUUCCCGAUCAAAAAACUUAAAUGCCGAUAUAAACAAGGAACUUCAAAGUUAGACAAAUGUAGGGAAGAAAUGAUAAGAAAUAACACGAAUAUUUGGUAUUUCAACAUCAAGAAGGAUCCUUAUGAAGAAAACAAUAUGGUUAAAAGAGAUGAAAUAUUCUUUAAGAUGCUAGAUCUGUUAGUGAGAUAUUCAAAAUCUUAUAAAAGACCGACUCAUAAAAAAAAAGACCCUAAAGGAAGCCCUAUUCACUUCGAUGGAUUUUUCAAUUUUGGUUGGUGUGAUGCAUUUUAA
Gordionus sp. m RMFG-2023 is the source of this 1908-nucleotide messenger RNA. Its product is annotated as arylsulfatase B-like. Lineage: Eukaryota; Metazoa; Nematomorpha; Gordioida; Chordodea; Parachordodidae. The record is from RefSeq and is a predicted model, not a curated record. Bases 1 to 1908 code for a protein of 635 amino acids. The transcript has 16 exons.